CAUUCAAGCCGUUCAUUAGCCGAGAUGAGCUAAAUCUCCAUUUGAAUACAGACAGCAAAAUAGCUGCACAAAGGUCCAGGGUUUGAUCUGUUUGGAGAAGCACUUUGUCUGCUCCCUUGAGCCAGUUGUCAUGUUCUGACCAUCCACAAUGGGCAGGCGAUAUCCUGGUGCAACCUACCGACCAAGCAGUUCAUAUUUCUAACCCUAACCAAUAUCCUGAUCCAUUGCUGACGCCCUUCUGAUCCAUGUCUGAAGUCCUGCAAGUCGAUUCAAGUGUGGAAACACUUCCAGUUUUUAUGGCAAGCCACAGCGCCACGGACAUUGUGAAUCGAAAUGCAGUUAGCCCACCAAAUACCUUGAACUUGCGCUCUUCCCACAAUGAACUAUUGAAUACAGAUAUAAAGCACGUGGAAACGAAGAGCAUAACUCCACCAAAAUGCAGGAAAAAAUAUGCACUGACAAAUAUCCAGGCAGCUAUGGGCUUGUCUGACCCUGCAUCUCAGCCUCUCCUGGGAAACAGUUCUCCAAACAUAAAGUUUGUAAAGAAUGGGGAAAAUCAGCUGAGGAAAGCUGCUGAAAAUGGGAAUGGGAAUCAAGACCAAAAUAAAAAUAUGAGUUUAGAAGAUACUGUCAACAGAAUCUCAGAGAAACUAGAAGGGAAAGAAGAGAUCCCAGAUGACUCAGAAAGUUCUGAAAUUCUACCAUUAAUUCCUAGAAGAACCAAGAGUUUUCUCAAUUACUAUGCAGACUUGGAUCUCUCCAUUGACCUGGAGCAAAGCAAUGGGCAUGUAGUAGAGGAGGAAGACUCCACAUGGAUUAAUAUUCAAGAACCUGAUAUUCUUACUAAUGGGGAUUUGCUGCCACCUAAACAGAACAAUAUCUCUAGUCCUGAGGAUAGUCAGGGCCCUACUGUAUCAUCCAGCCCAGAGACUAAGAAAGACCACCCAAAAACUGGUGCAAAAACUGACUGUGCUCUACACCGAAUCCAGAACCUGGCUCCAAGUGAUGAAGAUUCAAGUUGGACCACAUUGUCCCAAGACAGCGCAUCCCCUGUAUCUCCAGAUGAGACAGCAGAUAUAUGGAGCGACCACUCGUUUCAAACUGAUCCAGAUCUUCCACCUGGCUGGAAGAAAAUCAAUGAUAUCGCUGGCAUCUACUACUGGCAUAUACCAACUGGAGCAACUCAGUGGGAACGCCCGGAGUCAGCACCUACAGAUCUCCCAGCCUCACGCAAAGGAUCACUCAGCUCUAUCACAUCAACACCCACACCAGAAAAUGAGAAACAGCCUUGGAGUGAUUUUGCUGUUCUGAAUGGGGGAAAGAUUAAUGUUGACAUUUGGAAGGAUUUGCAUGCGGCCACAGUCAACCCAGAUCCAAGCCUAAAGGAGUUUGAAGGAGCGACAUUACGCUACGCCUCACUAAAGCUAAGAAAUGUGCCGCAGUCUGAUGAAGAUGAUUCCUCCAGCAUUAACAGUGACCCUGAAGCCAAGUGCUUUGCAGUGCGCUCUUUGGGCUGGGUAGAGAUGGCAGAGGAAGACUUGGCCCCAGGGAAAAGCAGCGUUGCUGUGAACAAUUGUAUCAGGCAGUUAUCAUACAGCAAGAAUGACAUCCGAGACACUGUUGGCAUUUGGGGAGAGGGUAAAGACAUGUACUUGAUCUUGGAGAAUGACAUGCUAAACCUGGUGGACCCCAUGGACCGCACACUGCUUCAUUCUCAGCCCAUUGUUAGUAUUAGAGUCUGGGGCGUUGGACGGGACAACGGACGGGAGAGGGACUUUGCUUAUGUUGCAAGAGACAAGGAUACAAGAAUAUUAAAAUGUCACGUGUUCCGAUGUGACACACCAGCUAAGGCAAUUGCUACAAGUCUUCACGAAAUCUGUUCUAAGAUUAUGGCAGAGAGGAAAAAUGCCAAAGCUACGGCUUGCAGCUCUAUGCAGGAGAGGCCCCACGCCAGCCUAGAUGUCCCGUUGCAAGUAGAAUUUCCAACACCAAAGACAGAACUUGUGCAGAAGUUUCAUGUUCAGUAUAUGGGAAUGACGGCAGUCUCUAAACCUAUUGGUAUUGAUAUCCUGAAUGAAGCCAUUGAAAGUCUUUUGAACCCAUCAGUCAAGGAAAGCUGGACUCCAGUUAUCAUGAAUGUAGCUGAUGCAACAGUGACAGUGAUAAAAGAGAAGGAUGAAGAGGUCAUAGUGGAAUGCAGAGUUCGCUUCCUGUCCUUUAUGGGUGUUGGAAAGGACAUUCAUACGUUUGCCUUUAUCAUGGAUACUGGGAGUCAGCAUUUCGAGACACACGUGUUUUGGUGUGAGCCCAAUGCAGGAAGCGUCUCCGAAGCCGUCCAGGCUGCAUGCAUGUUGCGGUACCAGAAGUGCCUGGUUGCCAGACCUCCCUCUCAGAAGGCACAGCCUCCACCUCCCCCGUCAGACUCUGUGACCCGGAGAGUUACAACUAGCGUAAAACGCGGGGUUUUGUCCCUUAUUGACACUUUGAAACAGAAACGUCCCGUUGCUGACAUGCCAUAAUUGCAAGCGAAGGGCUGAAUUGUGAACACUCGAGUAUAAUAUCGUCACUGGAAUUACAGUAGCGCACUCAAGGACAGCACCGCAGUACGGCCAUCUUUCUGCUGCUUUGUCUCCAGAGAACUUACCCUUUCCCAACGUUCGACGAGCAUGUUCUUGUUCUCCGACACCAUGGCGUACUGCAAAAAGAAGCAUGAAUUCAAAUAUAUAUCUACUCAUAACUUUUCCUUUUCCCUGUCAGUGGUUGUCAUUACAUGCAUUGGAUAGUCUGUUUCAGAUUGUAAAUACGAUGAACAUUUCAUGACGAGAUGAGAUUUUCUGCACUCUCCUAGUAGUGAAUGCCACGGAGUACUUCCAUGUUAAGGAUUACUCGGCAUCCCCCUAGUUCACUGCCUCAUUUCAUCGCUGAAAAUGUAAUAAUUCAUUGCUGUGAUCAUGUCCACAGUGGAGGUACUGUUACCUGAUGGAAGGUGUUGCCAAAGUCACUCCCUGGAAUCCCUCUAACCAGGACCCCAUGGCACUUAAUGAUUUUCAUACCCAAAGAAUUUGAUUUCUAUGAAUUGAGGGUUUCACCUUAUAAGCAGCUUUCCGGGAUGUUGUAGGCAGCGCUAAUCUGAGCCAGUUUGCUCUUUCUCUAUUGGGAGCUUUUGACCCGCUUCCCAUUUCUAGUCUGUGUUUCUACAAAUAUGGUUGCCAAGUCUAGUAGCCCUUACAAACGGGAAGCUGAUUGAAUGUGUACAGUAGGGGAACCCCACAGCAACAUUUAGCCCCCCCAAAACUUGGUGCAAAAAGAUAUGGCAGCUGGCACUAGGAGUUCCACAGCACUUUGCGUAUUAUUUAUUGGCCUUCCAUGCUGCUCAGGGCAGUGUAACCACAGAAGCUUCAGAGACACAGGGUCCCCUUAUUGUUACAACCUUUAAUUUGAGAUCAGAUGCUUAUUUUCAUAAAUGAUCUGUGUAUUCAUUUCAGUAUGCCAUUUGUACUGCUGUAUGUUUGCUUGUGUCAGUGACCCUAGCAACCAGAAGUCUAUCAAAAUGAGAACUAUUCCAAAAAUAUUAAAUAAGGAAGAUCCCCCAGAAUUCUAAGGGUACCACUGCCUAUGGCAUAUUAAAGGUGACAUUCGUGUGCAAGGUUUUACCUUUAAAUGUUUUAUGCAAAUCAGAUUUACCUGGAGAAAUAGGAUAUAUAUAUUUAAAUGUUCUAAAAUACAUGGAAUGGUAUUUAGUUAAAGAACUUGUUGCACCGUAGCUGUAUGAUUCCUAUUUCCCAUGGAGUAAAGGGCAAGUCUGUAGGAAUACCCCAGUUUUAGACUGAUACAAGUAGUUUAUCUGUGCUGUACUUAGUUUAGCCCAAACACAACAGUCCUGGCUCAGCGGGUUUAUGUACAUAAGCACUCACAUUAUACUCGUUAUUUUUUUAGAUGCAUAAAAAUCUGAAGAGAAUGAAACUAAUAUUAUACUAUGGCUAAAUGCACACAGACAUGUUGUCCUUGCCCAGGGCUGUACUAAGACCCAAGGCUGUGUAGUAAACGCUGCAGUCCUUUGUAGUUACAGAAAUACAGCUCCAGCAUUUAGAGAAAGCUGGGACAUGUAGUUCAAGAACAUCUGGAGGGCACAGUAGGUGCUAAUAGGGGCAUCCUGUUCUCUCGUACUUGUGGGCAAAAUGCAAAGUUGCACAGUGAAGUUGGUGGCUGCUCAACAUACUGUCAGAGGUUCCACACCCUAUCAGAGGUUAUUGUUCAGCUAGAACAUUGAUACCAAAAACUGAUGUAGUACUGGGGAGUGGAGCUGGAGUUUACUUGUUUAAAUUCCAUGCAACCUUGUGACCACAAAUCCACCAGAAUUUCCUAAGGCAGAAUCAUGGUGCUCACAAGAUUUGAGCCAGAUGCUGCUGUUCCUGUUAUAGACAGGAAGUGUUUGAGAGUUGUAUGGUAUGGAGCCAUGAAUGCCUGCAGGCAAUAGACACGCAUGUUGGUCACUACCAGAGGACAUAAAUGCCAGUGCGGGAAGGGGUACAUUAUCCCCUAUAUCAAUAGGAUACAUGGUUGUGCUGAAAUAGAAAUUGAAUAGAUCUCAUGCUACAGAUGGUAAAUAUGCCCACACUGUCCUUCUGUUGAUGCCACAUAGGUCAGUAGCCCUAUUGCUUUAUUGCAAACUUUUGCUGGUUGUUAGUGCAUUGUAUGUGUACAUUAUACAGGGACUGGCAGAAACACUAUGGCACUGGUAACAAAGGAAAGUAUAACUGUCUUUCUAUAGUGUGUUGGAAAUCUGUAGGGAGAGGGACGUUUGGUGUGGCCUUAAUACGAAUACAGGCCCCCUAAUGUCUGAGUUGGAGGAGGAAAGUCAUAGUAAUUCCCAAGGAACCACGUAGAUUGUAUGUCCAGCAACGCAAUAUCUCAGAGCAUCCUGUGAGAAGUUGUGUGUGAAUUUGAUGCCUAUGUAUUUUUUGCAGUUAUUCAGCAUUCUGUCCUGUCUUAUACAUGAGGCCCCAUUUGGUUACUGUAACUGCCCUUCUAUUGCGAAUGGUAAUAUAGUCCCACAAAUUGUCACCAGAAACCCCUUAUAUAGUCUCUUAUAUAGUAGGCAGUAACUAUAAAGUGGGACAUUGGGAGUGAUUGGCUGCUUGUGAGCAGUCUGGGCUUAGUCUUUAUAAAAGGAAUCUGGGAAUCUGUAAUAAUUCCUGGAUAUCACCGGUAUCUGCAUUCAGUCAAUCAAUAAUCCAUACAUUUUAUAAGGGAGGGAAAUGAAUAGUUUUACCUUGUCAGGGGCUGUACCUGCUGAAAAGACUUUCUAUGAUUAAUGGUCUCCCUUCCCCUGGCCCCCGUGUAUUGGCCCCCGUGUAUUGGCCCCUGUGUAUUGGCCGCUCUUCACUGUUUGUGUUUGCAGCCAAGUGUCCUUGAAAUGAGGGCAAUACACUCACUGCUGUCUUCUACCCGAUUCUACUGAGAGGAGACAGACUGGAGAGGGAAAUGCUUUAUACUCCCAUUAUCUUACAUGGGAAUGUUUAAAUAGGGGAUACUUAUUGUUAAUUAGUACUUUUCCAUGUGUUCUUAAUAUAUUGGUAAUAUGAUGACUUUCAUAUUAGCCAAAUGAAGCCAUCAGUGGGACAUGUCUGUGCCCAUUCUGUCUGCCAGCUGGUACAAGAAACAAUCACUCAGUCAGACAAUUUGGCUUCUGAUCUGAGAGGCUACAAGUCAUAUUAAGCUAGCUGGAUCUUACUAGUCACUUAUGGGAAUGUCCAAAUGGCUCCCCUAAUGGGUUCAGUGGCCCUACAUUAACUUAAGUGCCUCGUCCCAGACAUAUUGUCAGUUAUUUCGGUCAGAAUGUAAACACCACCAGAGUAUUCAGCUUGUGACCGGCAUGAUGUAAACGCUGCCACUCUGAGCAUUCCCCAGCUAAGCUGACAGACAAUGAACAGACCCUAAUACACCGUCCAGCCACAACUUCCAGUCCCCUCGUGUACGUGUCCUUAGUUAUUAACCUAGAGCUGCUAACUACAGGCAGUAUGGGGCCGAUACCCAGAAGCCAGGCUAGAACUCAUCCAACCGUGUGGCCACUUACUGGCACCCUGAAAAAUCAUGUCUCCAUGUUGCAUGGCCAUUUACAGCUAUUAGGGCUCACAUUCCGCCAUAGUCAUCUGUGUUUGUUUUGGAAAGCGCUGCGGGAAAAAUAGGGCCUAUUGAUCCCUUAAUGACUUGUAAUUACCCAAACACCAGUUGGACACAGCAGUUUAAUUUGCAGAGUGUAGCCCCCAGUGAUCGGUGAUACUCUCCCUGCUCUGGUGCAUCAUGGGUAUCACUAUCAGUGUAGCAGGAUGGGUCCAGAAUGAAACAGGAACCCUAAAAGUGUGGCAGCAGCAUAUUCCUAGAGCACUUUGUGUUUCAUGUAAGAGUCAGACAUUACGGGCCCUUCCUAUGUGCAACAUGGUGCCAGCAUUAGGUGCCAAUAGUAGGGCACAGGAUCUGGCUCAUAUUGGGGCCCUUCCUUCAUUGCCCAGGGGCUCUCAUUUCCAUAACUCUGGCAUCAGACGAAAUGGCGGAAGUGAUCUAUGGGAAAAGGAACAUCCUUUGCAGAUAUUUUGUUUUAAAAAUAGCUUUGCAUAUUUUAACUUAAAAGAUUAUUUUGUAAAACCAAUUGUAAUUAAAAAAGUCACUUUUUUUUACGGCCAAAAAGUAUGUAUGUGGUAUGUGUGACUAAAUGCCAACGUGUUAGUAAGAGUUCAUUUAUCUAUGCAUUAUUUGUAUGCAGCGGCUCUAUAAACAGCCAUGUUCACUA
This is a messenger RNA of Xenopus tropicalis (tropical clawed frog), 6790 nucleotides long. It is a transcript of the gene apbb2, whose product is annotated as amyloid beta precursor protein binding family B member 2. Gene Ontology annotation, cellular component: cytoplasm. Lineage: Eukaryota; Metazoa; Chordata; Amphibia; Anura; Pipidae. The record is from RefSeq and is marked provisional. Gene Ontology annotation, molecular function: amyloid-beta binding.